AUGAGCGAAUCUAUAUUGGUCGAUGAACCUAUUAGCCCCGCCACAAUUCUUUUGGAAGAUGAUUUUAUUUAUACCGAUAUAUUUGGUGAAAUUAAUAAUUUCUAUCAAAACUUUGACAUUGGUGAGAAACACUUAGUUUCCAACGCGUAUAUAAAUUCUUUAACAGUUUCUCAUCCUUUUUGUAAUCCUAGUAAUGAUAGCAAAUACAUAUCUCCAGAAGAACCUGUUAAUAGUCAGCAAUUUCAAUUGUUAAUUAAAGAACCGAGCUUUGACAAUUACUUUAUUGCAAAUCAAAGUCCGAUGACGGGGCAAACUUUAGACUUUAAAGACAAUUCAAAAGUCUUGUUAUUAAACGGACCUUUUGGCAUAUCUAAUUCAUAUCCUAUCGAAUUUCGAGCUACGACGGAAUUCGAUAAGAGAAGAGAGUCUCGGAAAGAAUAUAAUCGCAAUUCAGCACGCAGAUCACGUCAACGAAAAAAGGAGUUUGAAAGAAUUCUAAGGGAAAAAAUUGCAUUUUAUGAAUUUGAAAUACCGCGAAAAAAACAAGAAUUGGAGAUUAUUAUAAAGAAAAUAGAGGAAUUAAAAGUUGAAUAUCACUUUUAUAGUUUUGAGUCAGUAGACAAACUUUAUAACUUUUAA
Messenger RNA from Ambispora leptoticha, 639 nucleotides. The record is from the annotation of a GenBank genome assembly. Lineage: Eukaryota; Fungi; Glomeromycota; Glomeromycetes; Archaeosporales; Ambisporaceae.